Aedes albopictus (Asian tiger mosquito) is the source of this 1233-nucleotide messenger RNA. RefSeq lists its product as uncharacterized. The record is from RefSeq and is a predicted model, not a curated record. The transcript is spliced from 4 exons. Lineage: Eukaryota; Metazoa; Arthropoda; Insecta; Diptera; Culicidae. Bases 100 to 1233 code for a protein of 377 amino acids.
CCAACGCGCGAUCGGAUCGGUCGACUUUUUGCGACAGAGCAAACCAUCGUAUCGGUUUCGACUUUUGCAAUAGAAUUACCAUUGUUCAUUUUACUGACAAUGGCUUCUAUACGCAAAAAUACAUUGGUCGUCGAUUUCAAUGUACUCCCAGUGCGGCCAAGUGCAGCAGAUAUCGAGAAGUUUCUGAGUAAAUCACUUGAGAUUGAGAUGACAUCCGUCAAAAAUCUCCAACUACAUACCAUUCGGAAUUGUGCCCUCAUUGAGAUGCGCACCUUAGAAGCUGCAGAACGGUUGGCUUCUGCACACCACCUAAAACACUCCAUGCAAGCAGGGAAGAAUAACUUCAACAUCCCGGUGUACGUGGAGGAUACAGCCAUCAACGUCCGUAUACACGAUCUCCCGCCAAGUGUACCCAAUUCAGCCGUCGCCGAGCACAUGAAACAGUAUGGAAAGGUAAUAUCAGUGGCCCGCGAGUUGUGGAAAAAGUUUUUUCGAGGAAUUCCGAACGGCGUACGAGUAGUACGUAUUGAACUGUCCAAAUAUAUUCCAUCGUUCAUCCGAAUACAAGAUCAGCUCACCGCUGUAUCGUAUCGAUCGCAGGUACCCACUUGUAUGCGAUGCGAACAAAAAGCACAUCCUAAGCUUAAGUGCUCGGAAGCAGCAACCAAAAAUAAAGCGCGCCAUGUAACGGCACUAAACACAUACGACAUCCAGCCAACAAACGAACACAGUGUGGCUGACAACCCCGUACCGAUGGACUUCGCAGUGGAGAAUAAUAACGUUGAAGCGAACGCAAUAGCUGAACAUCACCGACAGCAGUCAAAACGAGACAUUCGUCAAACGAGCCCAACGGACAGCAACGCACCGCCUUGUAAAAAAGCAGAAGUCACAAUGAUAACAAAGGACACGAUCACCGCGGCUCGUUCGUUCGAUGAUGAUGAAAAUGGAUUUGGAAUAGCUGAGAAUGAAGACACAGACACCGACGAUUCAGGUCCGGAUCCCGCAAAGGAUGACGUCGAUGGAUGGCUUGUUAAACUUGUUCCUGCUGAGAACUGUAACAUCAUCCUCAGUGGAACAGCGGUGGAGUGGGCCAACGAGGCUGAUUAUCUCGGUUUAACCCUGGACAGCAAGCUGAUCUACAAACAACAGGUCGACAAAACCGUGACCAAGUGCAAAACAAAUCAUCCUCCCCGUGAUAGAAUAUGGCAUGCCAGUCUGGGGGAGUUGCGCUAA